This is a messenger RNA of Kogia breviceps (pygmy sperm whale), 1630 nucleotides long. Lineage: Eukaryota; Metazoa; Chordata; Mammalia; Artiodactyla; Physeteridae. The record is from RefSeq and is a predicted model, not a curated record.
GCCGGAGCAUAUCUGGAGUGUGAGACCUAUGAGAAGUGCUGCCCCAACGUGUGUGGGACCAAGAGCUGUGUGGCAGCCCGCUACAUGGACGUGAAGGGGAAGAAGGGCCCCGUGGGCAUGCCCAAGGAGGCCACGUGCGACCAUUUCAUGUGUCUGCAGCAGGGCUCCGAAUGUGACAUCUGGGACGGCCAGCCCGUGUGCAAGUGCAGAGACCGCUGUGAGAAGGAGCCCAGUUUCACCUGUGCCUCUGACGGCCUCACCUACUAUAACCGCUGCUACAUGGACGCCGAGGCCUGCUCCAAGGGCAUCACACUGGCUGUCGUCACCUGCCGCUAUCACUUCACCUGGCCCAACACCAGCCCCCCACCACCCGAGACCACCGUGCACCCCACCACGGCCCCCCCAGAGACCCCUGGGCUGGACACAGCGGCCCCAGCUCUGCUCAACUACCCCGCUCACCAGUCGGUCACCGUGGGUGAGACAGUGAGCUUCCUUUGUGACGUGGUGGGCCGGCCCCGGCCCGAGAUCACCUGGGAGAAGCAGCUCGAGGAUCGGGAGAACGUGGUCAUGAGGCCCAACCACGUGCGCGGCAACGUGGUGGUCACCAACAUCGCCCAGCUGGUCAUCUACAGCGCCCAGCCCCAGGACGCCGGCAUCUACACCUGCACGGCCCGCAACGCCGCCGGCGUCCUGCGCGCUGACUUCCCGCUGUCGGUGGUCCGGGGGGGUCGGCUUUCGGCCACGGAGGAGAGCAGCCCGAACAGCACAGCCUUCCCCGCAGCCGAGUGCCUGAAGCCCCCUGACAGUGAGGACUGCGGCGAAGAGCAGACCCGCUGGCACUUCGACGCCCAGGCCAACAACUGCCUGACCUUCACCUUCGGCCACUGCCACCGCAACCGCAACCACUUUGAGACCUACGAGGCCUGCAUGCUGGCCUGUGUGAGCGGGCCGCUGGCCGUGUGCAGCCUGCCCGCCCUGCAGGGGCCCUGCAAGGCCUACGAGCCCCGCUGGGCCUACAACAGCCAGACGGGCCAGUGCCAGUCCUUUGUCUACGGCGGCUGCGAGGGCAACGGCAACAACUUUGAGAGCCGCGAGGCCUGCGAGGAGUCCUGCCCCUUCCCUCGGGGGAACCAGCGCUGCCGGGCCUGCAAGCCAAGGCAGAAGCUGGUCACCAGCUUCUGUCGGAGCGACUUUGUCAUCUUGGGCCGAGUCUCUGAGCUGACAGAGGAGCCCGACUCAGGUCGCGCCCUGGUGACUGUGGACGAGGUCCUAAAGGAUGAGAAGAUGGGCCUCAAGUUCCUGGGCCGGGAGCCGCUGGAGGUCACUCUGCUCCACGUGGACUGGACCUGCCCCUGCCCCAAUGUGACGGUGGGCGAGACGCCGCUCAUCAUCAUGGGUGAGGUGGACGGCGGCAUGGCCAUGCUGCAGCCCGACAGCUUCGUGGGGGCCUCGACCACCCGGCGGGUUCGGAAGCUGCGCGAGGUCAUGCACAAGAAAACCUGUGACGUCCUCAAGGAGUUCCCGGGCUUGCAGUGAGGCCCUCCGCCCCUCCCCAGUCCUGUCCCUGACCCUCUUCCAUUGGCCCAUCCCCAGCACCCCUCAGUCAGCAAACUGGGCAAGGUCAGAUUAG